Patiria miniata (bat star) is the source of this 5733-nucleotide messenger RNA. Its product is annotated as ATP-binding cassette sub-family A member 5-like. NCBI's taxonomy places the organism in Eukaryota, Metazoa, Echinodermata, Asteroidea, Valvatida, Asterinidae. The coding region runs from base 49 to 5175 and encodes 1708 amino acids. Gene Ontology annotation, molecular function: ABC-type transporter activity; lipid carrier activity; ATP binding. The record is from RefSeq and is a predicted model, not a curated record. The transcript is spliced from 32 exons. Gene Ontology annotation, biological process: lipid transport; transmembrane transport. Gene Ontology annotation, cellular component: intracellular membrane-bounded organelle; membrane.
CACACAUCAAGACUUUGCUACUGGAGUUGAGCAGUUGCAUUCAGCAUUAUGGCAGGCUUUAGGCAUCAGCUUCGGUAUCUUAUUUACCGAAACCUGCUGCUGAAAAGAAGAAACAAGAAACAGUUGUACCAGGAGCUGCUGUUUCCGUUGCUGUUUGUCAUCCUGAUUGGCUUCAUGGGCAGCAACUUAAACACGGAGCGCUAUGAUCCCCUGGGCUACGGUGCGUUUCACAGUUACAAGCUGCUGCAGCCCAACGGCAACGAUUCCUUCCUGCCGGACGCCAGCAAGGCGUGGGCGUUCACUCCCAACACGACCCAAACCUGGCCAGUCAUGCUGGCCGUCAACGCAUCCUUCGGCAGCGACGCGCCCCCCGAGUUCCUGGCCUUCGACAACGAGGAGGACAUGGUGACCGCCUACAACAAUUCGUACCAAGACCUGUUCACGAUCGGUAUCGUGUUCAGCGGGGAGUACCCUACCGACUUGACAGUCGCCAUACGCAUGCCAAAAUUUGAUGUGCCAGAUACUGAUGCCGAUUCGCGGUUCAUCGCCUCAUCAAGGUGUCGGUCUAGAAACGAAAAGAAUCCUGGACUUGCUCGGUGCGGAACAAACAGAUACCUGUUUACUGGAUUUGCAGCCCUUCAGACUGUUCUGCAAAAUGCCAUUCAUUCGCAACUGGCAAGCGGGCCCCUCGAUCUGCCCGACUUUUCCGUGCGAAUGUUACCCGUCGGUGCGAGCACGUCCAGUUCCGGUGAUGACCCCAUGAGGAUCAUUAUUGUGAUCUUCUUUGUCUUACUGUACGGCAUUUUUGUGGCCGUGCUGCUGACCAAUCUCGUGUACGAGAAGGAGAAGAAGAUUAAGGAGACCAUGCUGAUGAUGGGAAUGUCCAACGCUGCCUUCUGGCUUGCCUGGUUUAUAAUCUACAUUGUCAUCCUGUUCGUUUUAUCUCUUGUCGUCACUGUAUUGUUUGGCCCUCUCAUCGGCACCUUCCGCAAGUCGAACUUCGGCGUCAUUUUCCUUACCCUUUUCUUCUACGGAAUGUCACUGGUCAGUUUUUCCUUCAUGCUGACACCGUUCUUCAGCAGGUCCUUAGUGGCAGGAGCGGCCGCUACGGUGGUCGUCUUGAUUCUUGGAUUGAUCUACAUCCCGUUUGGCCUCUUUGAAAUCACUACCGUCGUCAAGUGGCUUGUUUCGUUCUUCUCACCUGUGGCAUUUGCUCUCGCAAUGGAUCAGGCUUUGUCUUUGGAGGAGAUCCAAGUAGGGGUCCAAUUUAAUAAUCUUAUCGUAGAUGGUUUCCCGCCCUACAUGGUCAUGCUUCUAAUCGACACUGUACUUUACCUACUGCUGGCCGUCUACUUUGACAACGUCAUUCCAGGGAACUACGGUCAGAACAAGGUCCCUUGGUUCUGCUUCAUGCCAUCGUAUUGGCGCAAGAGCUCAAUGGGAAACCUGGUGGACAGCCUCAGCGAUCUGGAGACUAUGCAACUCAACGGUCAAGACGAUGUGGAACAGGUCUCUGCCGUGCUGAGGGCAAAAGCUGGCGUUAGGAUUCGCAAUUUGUCCAAGACGUACAAAGGAAAUGGACAAAACAACCCCGAUAUUCUUGCUGUCAGAGGAAUGAGCCUGGACAUCUAUGAGGGCCAGAUCACCUGCCUGCUGGGCCACAACGGGGCCGGUAAGACCACCCUGAUCAACACCCUGACUGGCCUGAUAACGGCCGACAGCGGCCAGGCCACCAUCUGUGGCUACAGCAUCCGGGAUCCCAUACAGAUGCAGAAGAUCCGGUCCAUGAUGGGGGUGUGUUCCCAGGACAACACGCUGUUUGAUGUUCUGUCUCCGCGCGAACACCUCAAAGUGUACGCUGGACUGAAGGGCGUACCUUCACAGGAAAUUGAUAUGCAGGUGGAUAAAAUCUUGAAACUCACCAUGCUUGACGAGUCGGCCGACACCAAGUCUAAGGAUCUCAGCGGGGGACAGAAACGCAAACUCUGCGUUGGAAUCGCGCUCAUCGGUGACCCCAAGAUUCUGUUUCUUGACGAGCCGAGUAGCGGCAUGGACCCCUACUCUCGCCGGCAGCUGUGGAAUCUCUUGAAAAGCCAGCGACAGGGACGGAUCAUGGUGCUCACCACACACUUCAUGGAUGAGGCGGACAUCUUGGCAGAUCGUAAGGCCAUGAUGUCAUUGGGGCGUCUCCGUUGCUAUGGGUCUUCCCUCUUCCUGAAAAACAGAUUUGGCAUCGGAUACCACCUUGGCAUGGUGGUAAAGAAGAGCGCUCACAUUGACAAAAUCACGGAGCUGGUGACAACCCACGUCCCGGAGAGUGUGGUCUCCCGCAGUCACGGCAUGGAACUGGCCUAUACCCUACCAAUACAGGAUGCUAACAAGUUCCCUGAUCUCUUCCAAGCCCUUGAGUCUGAUGCUGGCAUGCAAGGCGGCACGGUUGCCAAGCAACUGGGCAUCAAGUCAUACGGGGUUUCCAUGACGUCGCUGGAGGAAGUCUUUCUGAACAUCAGCGACGAGGAGAAUGAAGAGAAUGAGCCGAUUGAGGAAGCAGAUAUUGUCCAGACAUCAGACAUUGCACCGAUUAACCCAGGACGCAGUAGAAACUACAAGUCGAUGGGAGACCAGUCGAUGGCCCUGAAUGUGGAGCAUUUGAUCACCAAGCCGUUGCAGCCCGGCAAGUACCAGAUCAGGGCGUUGUGUAAACUGGAGUUCCUGCAGAUGCUGCGCAACCCCAGAACGUACAUAUUCCGUCUGCUCUUUCCCAUCGUCCUCCUGGUAGCGUGUGCCAUUGUGACCGGCGUGGUGCAACCUGAUGAUGGUAUAAACAAAGACCAGCCGGAAUUGGCCCUUGACCCCACACUGUACCUGAAAACAACGGCCUCAUCGCCGCUGAGUGGUCUGACGAAGUUGCUGUACCAGAACAACUUGACUAGUGGUCAGGACAUCGAGCUUCUCAAGAAGGAAUUUGAACGCAUGAAAUUGAUCAGUGACGAAAUCACCGAUAUGAGUCUAGUGAAUUCAAAAGCUCCGCGUAGCAUGGCUACUGUGGCGAAUGACUUGGGUACAACUGGCAAUGCACCAGCGUUCCUGGCACUGUAUAACAGCACAGCCCAGCACUCUAUCCCCGUCAUCUUAGGGUUGCUGAACAACGCCAUCGCCCGCCUGCAGGCGCCAGGCAAGGAUUUGAAAGAUGUGAUCAUCGCCAGCAAGCCCUUCCCUAGGCAGAUUUUCGGAGCGACGAUCAAUUACACCUUCCUCUUGGUUCUGCUAGUGGCUUUAUCCGUCAGCCUGCUCCCCAUAGGAUUUAUCACUGAGGUUGUGAAACUCAGACAGGAGAAGAUACGCACCCAGCUUCGCGUCUCGGGGGUCAAAAUGACCCAUUACUGGGCCUCCCACCUGCUGAUAGACGGCAGCCAGCUGUAUCUGAUUGCUGCCGUUGGUAUCGUCGUCAAUCUGGCCACAGGCUUCGCAGUGGGUGGCUCCGCGUUCACCACAGCAGGGGCAAUCGUCUGCCUCAUUGUCUUCAUAAUCUUCUACAUUCCCUUGGAGGUCCUUUUCUGCUACUGUCUCAGCUUUCUCUUCAGGGAGUUCAAGACGACCCAGUCGAUGGCUCAGUUUUUUUACAUAUUCUUACCCGUCAUUCUGAUGACUAUUGUACUGAUAUUUGAUGCCACAAACUCCCAGGCUGUUGCCAUGAUUAUGCAUUACGUAAUGUGCGUCCUGUGGCCACCCUACAUUAUCUUUGGUGAGAUGUAUUACUUCAAUCAGAUCUAUGAUGGUGCGAAGUUCAACAAACAAUUGGAUCAGCUCACCUUCGGUUACUAUCUUGACUUUAAUCAAAAAAUUCUGCCAACCAUUAUCUGUGUCGUGGGUGAGCUCGUCCUGUUCACCUUCUUGCUGUACGUCCUGGAGAUCCGCUCAACCGGAGGUUCACUGUUGGAGGAAUGGAAGUGCAGAAAGAGGCAAGGCGGGGCCUUCAACAGAGACAUCAUUGAGAACGAGGACCCCGAUGUCAAGGAAGAGAGGGAGAAAGUCCAAGCAAUCUUUGACCAAGGUCUUAAUACUGAGAAAUGUGUCGUGGCAGCAUCAGGCAUCCGCAAAGAAUUUGAUCGGUCCAAGGGCUGCUGCCGGAAGCAACACAGCAACAAGUUGGCCGUCCGUAACCUGUCACUGAGCGUGAAUGAAGGGGAAGUCUUUGGCCUACUGGGACCCAACGGAGCUGGUAAAACCACUUCCAUGAACGUCAUCGCAGCAGAUACUGAAGCUACCAAAGGACAGGUCCAAAUUGCCGGCUAUGAUAUCACCUCCUCUCUGAGCGAAGCCUUCCAAGUCAUGGGCUACUGCCCUCAACACGAUCCGCUGUACUCCCAUGUGACAAUGCAGGAACACCUGGAGGCCUAUGGGUUGAUUAAGGGCAUUCACCCUACCGACGUCAAGACCGUGGCUCAGCAUUUCAUGGAUGCCCUGAACAUCACGCAGCAUGCAAGCAAGAAACCUUCAGAGCUGUCAGGGGGCACCAAGAGAAAGCUAUGUUUUGCUAUCAGCAUGCUGGGCAAGCCAAAGAUUGUCUUUCUGGACGAGCCGUCGACAGGAAUGGAUCCUACCUCCAAACGUUUUGUCUGGAACACCAUCAUUGCCAGUUUCCGUGACGACAGAGGAGCUGUCCUGACGACGCAUUACAUGGAGGAGGCAGACGCCGUGUGCUCCCGCGUUGGCAUUAUGAUCUCUGGCAGGUUAAUGUGCUUGGGUACGACCCAGCAUCUUAAGGGCAAGUACGGAGGCGGCUAUCUGCUAGAAGCCAAGCUCAACCCUGGAGAGGCCUACUACUCCAUGGACCACACCACGGGGGAAGCUACGCGGCUGCUGGAGCAGAAGAUGCAGGCGCUGGACGACAAAAUCCACCACGUGUUUCCCUCGGCGGAGACAGUUGAGAACUUUGGGGAGCGGGUGACUUACAAGAUUCCCAAAGAGGAUGUCGGAUCGCUGGCGAGGGUCUUCGCUGCCUUGGAAGAAGGCAAAGAGACGUUAAACAUUGAGGAAUACAGCUUCAGCCAAGCCACCCUAGAACAGGUUUUCAUUGAGUUUGCCAAGAUGCAACGCGACGAUGACCAGCCUUAUCAGCGGCAUCAUCAAGUAGCGUGGAACAACGCAGACCCGCACGUUGUGGUGGCAUAGGUAUACACUUCUACUAGGAUUUUGAUAGACCAACGUAUAUGUGGAGUGCCUUGGUGCAGUGAUUACUGUGUCCAACUCAUGGAACCUGGUACUUGUGUUCUCGGGCAAGACACUUUACUACAAUCGCCUCUCUCCACCCAGGAGAAUAAAUGGGUACCUGUGAGGGUAGUGACCAGAUUGCCCUGAUCUCGAGGCUCGAGCUGCUGCAGAAAAUUGGUCUCAUGGCCUGAUGAACGGGGAAAUGAUUGCAGAGAGCUUCAAGACUUUGGUAUAAAGCGCUAUAUAAGCAACACAUUAUUAUUAGUAGUAGUAAUAAAGUAAACUCCGGAUAAAACGUCAUAUCGCUUAAAUCGGCCGUCUGACGAAAGUCCCGAAUGUCUCUAAUGUAUUUUCAUUGACAUUUUCAUUUCUAAUACGGCCUUUGUAAGCGGCCAUUUCGCCCAUUUCCUCAAAACCACACAAAUUCCUCUGUAUAAGUCGGCAUCGUGCUCUGCAGUUUGCAAGAAGUGUCAGUGAAAAGUCCCACACACUGCUAACUGACAUCUGUUUAUCAAUGGC